Molecule: messenger RNA, 428 nt
Organism: Racocetra persica
Lineage: Eukaryota; Fungi; Glomeromycota; Glomeromycetes; Diversisporales; Gigasporaceae
Source: the annotation of a GenBank genome assembly
UCAAGAAAGUAAUAAAGACACCAACACCCAACAAUCAGAAGUUCAAAAGAUGUUUCAAAAUUUUAAGGAUAUUUUUCCUAAAAAUCUACUUGACCAUUUGCCUCCAAAACAAACUGUUGACUAUACUAUUAAUUUUGUAUCAAGUUCAGAACCCUCAUCUUGCCCCAUCUACCGAACAUUCUAUGAAGAAUUGCUAGCUAACCAAAAUUUUUUAGAAUAUGAAUAUCUUAAAGAUCAAUAUUUUUUACCUAUAUUUAAAAUUUUAAAAGAAGAAUUUAUUAAUAAUUCUAAGCAACAAGCACGUGUUAAACACUUUGAAUUAAAUGAUAGAAAAAUAUAUUUGAAGGAAGGUUUUAGAUUAGCAAUCCCUCUUAAUAAAAAAUUAAGAAUAUAUCUACUCCAGGAGCAUUAUGAUAUCAAAACUGCUG